CCAACUGGUCCAAAUAGAACGACUCCCUAAGAUUAUAGGGGAGCUAGCUCCGUUUCAGUUCCUGUCCAUUACCCGGUGAAUAGAAAAAGAGAGGAAAAACUGAUAAUUGAGGGCCGACCCCGACGCGGACUGACUGAAGAAGAGGAAAGCGGGCUGAUUUUCCUGUUCAGGUCUGAUUGAGUGUGCGACUUUGUAUUCCGAAGGAUCGCCAUCUCCACCUCGGCUGAGCAACAAGACGGACCUGCAGCUCAGCUCUUACUGUGUAAUCAACGUUUCACUGUUAGAAUUGGGAUUGAAACCUCCUCUCCAGCUGCUGCCGCUCACCUAUCCCUACUAACAACACAUCUUUCGUCUGUUUUCUCGAUCCCCCCUUUUGCAAUUCAUAAGCAGAAUAAUAAUUCUGGUUUUACAAGGAAAAGUAAGAAGAAAAGAAAGAUAAAUAAUAUGCAGAAGAGUGGGAGUGUUUCCAAGAACAGUUUGAGAGUAACGACGCCCCAGCAGUCUCUCAGGCGACUGGGAUUGUGCUCCCAGAUAGCUACUGCAACUGGGGGCCAACACUCCUCCCCAAUUGUCUUCCCUGAGAAACAGAAGCGACAGAAGAUCAAGGCUUCCAAGACUCCAACCCCUGCCUCCACUGAUGAUCCCAACACACUAAAGACCUUCGAGCACAGGAUUGACAUUCCGGCUUCUGCUGCUGGAGAUGAAAAGUCUGAUCUGUUGGGUUAUGUCGUCUUCACCGGAAAAUUAGUGUUGGACAAAAGAAAAACCAGCAGUAUAAACACUACUUCUACUGAUGCACAACAAACCACCUCCUCCUCUGCUGAUAUUCCCAACCAGGAAGCUGUUGCUGGCAAGCUUACCAGUAAGGCUUUAAUUUGGGGUUCUCACAUGCUGCAUCUUGAUGAUGUCAUCUCAGUUUCAUACAACGUUGGUCUCAGACAUUUCACCGUGCAUUCUUAUCCCUUGAAAAAGGGUUCUUGUGGCCUUUCAUGUUUUAUAAAGCCUCGCAGAAGCCGUAAGGACUUUCGAUUCUCGGCUUCUAGCAUAGAAGAGGCAGUUCAGUGGGUUGGGGGCUUUGCUGAACAGCAGUGUUAUGUGAAUUGCUUGCCUCAUCCGUUGCUAUCUUCUAAAAAGCAGGCUUCUUCAGAAUUAAUUCCAAUUGAUACUCCUCCUGAAUUAAUUUUCAAAUGUAAGAAGCCGCCAAAAAUGCUUGUUAUAUUAAAUCCACGAUCUGGACGUGGCCGUUCAAGUAAGGUUUUUCACAACGUCGUUGAACCUAUAUUUAAGCUUGCAGGUUUCAAAGUGGAGGUAGUUAAAACAACGUCUGCAGGUCAUGCUAGGAAACUUGCCUCUACUGUUGACAUUAGCACUUGUCCUGAUGGAAUCAUUUGUGUUGGGGGUGAUGGAAUUAUUAAUGAGGUAAAUCCUUUGCUACUUCAAUGUUCCCGGUACAUAUCCAUGAUUCUUAUUAUUUUCUCUCCCCUUCACUCCACGACAACCACCGCCCCCCCC
This is a messenger RNA of Pyrus x bretschneideri (Chinese white pear), 1512 nucleotides long. RefSeq names its product sphingoid long-chain bases kinase 1. The annotation marks the transcript as partial. Gene Ontology annotation, cellular component: intracellular membrane-bounded organelle; membrane; cytoplasm. Lineage: Eukaryota; Viridiplantae; Streptophyta; Magnoliopsida; Rosales; Rosaceae. The record is from RefSeq and is a predicted model, not a curated record. The transcript is spliced from 5 exons. Gene Ontology annotation, biological process: sphingosine biosynthetic process. Gene Ontology annotation, molecular function: kinase activity.